Messenger RNA from Miscanthus lutarioriparius, 1434 nucleotides. Lineage: Eukaryota; Viridiplantae; Streptophyta; Magnoliopsida; Poales; Poaceae. The record is from the annotation of a GenBank genome assembly.
AUGGCGCUCCUCCGGGACCCCUCCGUACGACGACGGACCAAGGUGAAGGCUCAUAGCAGAAUUCAUACAACAGUGCAGGAUACUUCUACUCCUUACCUGUUUAUGUACCACCGUAAGCUCGGUGUAGACGGUGCAGAGAGCAAUACGACUCUCUCAAGCGGUUGGGCUCCGUUCAACGCUGAAGAUGGCACUGCAUUGCUUGGCGAGAUUGACUUGGCUUUUCUUGGUGUAUAUGCAAUUGGCAUGUUCUUUGCUGGCCAUUUGGGCGAUAGGGUGGAUCUGAGGAUCCUGCUGACUAUUGGAAUGAUAGGAACUGGAUUGUUCACCGCCGCCUUUGGAGCCGGCUACUGGUUCGAUGUACACAACUUCUACUACUUUCUGGGCAUGCAGAUGAUGUCUGGCCUGUUUCAGUCAUCUGGAUGGCCUUCAGUGGUUGCAGUAGUUGGCAACUGGUUUGGGAAGAGCAAGAGGGGACUGAUAAUGGGAAUAUGGAAUGCUCACACAUCUGUAGGAAACAUAUCUGGCUCUCUGAUUGCUGCUGCCAUGCUGAAGUAUGGAUGGUGCUGGUCCUUUGCAGUGCCCGGUAUCAUGAUCGCACUGGUUGGGCUCACGGUGUUCCUCUUCUUGCCUGUUGGGCCUGAUGUGAUUGGAAUCCAGGAGGAUCUCCAUUUGAAGGACUAUGAGAAGAGUGACAUGGACACUCCCUUGUUGGAACGAUGCUCACCAGAUGUAAAAGAAAAGGCAGUUGGAUUUAUUGAGGCGUGGAGAAUUCCUGGUGUAGCUCCUUUUGCCCUCUGCCUUUUCUUCUGCAAGCUUGUGGCCUAUACCUUCCUGUAUUGGCUUCCCUUUUAUAUCAGCCACACAGCUAUCGGUGGACAAUACUUGUCAGACUCCGAAGCCGGGGUACUGUCAACUCUGUUCGACGUGGGUGGCGUUGUUGGCGGCAUCCUCGCCGGCCACAUCUCCGACCACCUGGACGCCCGGGCGCUGACGGCCGCGAGCUUUACCUUCUCCGCGAUACCGGCGCUCUUCUUUUACCGCAUCUAUGGGAACGUCUCGCUGGCGUGGAACAUCGCGCUCAUGUUCGUCACCGGGAUGCUGGUGAACGGGCCCUACGCGCUGAUCACGACGGCCGUGUCCGCGGACCUCGGCACGCACAGCUCCCUCAACGGCAACUCCCGCGCGCUGGCCACCGUGACGGCGAUCAUCGACGGCACGGGGUCGAUCGGCGCCGCCGUCGGCCCGCUGCUGACGGGGUACAUCUCCGCCAGGAGCUGGAGCGCCGUGUUCACGAUGCUGAUGGCGUCGGCGCUCGUCGCGGGGCUGCUGCUGUCGAGGCUGGUGGUGGCGGAGGUGGCCGCCAGGAUGGAGUCCCGGAGGACGCCCGCCCCCGCUCCUAGCGACCUGCCCGUGUCCUCCAUGGAAGAACCGUAA